Molecule: messenger RNA, 2597 nt
Organism: Osmerus eperlanus (European smelt)
Lineage: Eukaryota; Metazoa; Chordata; Actinopteri; Osmeriformes; Osmeridae
Gene: dipk1aa
Product: divergent protein kinase domain 1Aa
Exons: 5
Coding region: 450-1736 (428 amino acids)
Source: RefSeq, a predicted model, not a curated record
GUCAUACGACCCUGUUUUCUUGACCAGAGACUCAACGUGAGAAAUGUACUUGAUGGCUGUUUACGUUGAUAUAUUAUGAUAAUUAUUUUGUCUACAUACCCUAUUUCACUUGAUAGCUGAUAAGUAAAUAGGCAUAUUUUUUACUGUCGAGUCGGUGCCAUUUCUUUCGAGAGUUUACGCUAGAGACCAACAUAAAGUCUAUGGUGACCAGCAGUUGCAGCAGUCAGUAAGCCUACCAGUAAACGAAGUAUAGCUGACAGAAUAGUGUGCAGCUCAGAGAGGAUCACCGUAGAAACAUGACGCCUGGAUUAUGGGAAACAUCACGUUAGGAAAUAUAGAAUACGAAUGUUAUUUAACCAACGAGUGAACGUAAAGCACGGUUGGCACUUCCAUGUAGCCUCUUUUGGAAGAUUUUGCUGGUCAACGUAUUGAAAUGAUCUAUUUUCGUAAUGGCGAGGGUUCUGUUUUCACGGGCCUGGAUGAAGAAGUCCUUCUAUUUACAGGCUCGCAUCUCCUUUGUGAGAGUGAAGUACCUGUUCCUCACCUGGCUGACGGUGUUCGUGGGGAGCUGGGUGAUUUAUGUGCAAUACUCCACAUAUAAAGAGCUGUGUAGAGGACAUGAGUGCAAGAAUGCUAUUUGUGACAAAUACAAGAAGGGGAUCAUCGAUGGCUCGGCCUGCAGCAGUCUGUGUGACAAAGACACCCUGUACCUGGGCAGGUGUCUCUCCACCACACCCAACAACCAGGUGUACACAGGGGGCUGGGGGGAGCUGGACGGGGUGAUUCGCUGCCAGCUGGGGGAGGUGGUGCCCUACGAGCUAGGGGAGGAGCUAGAGCCCAGGAGGGAGGCGCCGGUCUUUGACACGCCCACUCGAGGCACAUCUGUGGAGAAGUUCCGCGAAAUGGUCUUCAACCACCUAAAGUCCAAACUGGGUGAACAGGCCAACCUGGCCAGUCUGGUGAGCCACAUCCUGUUGGUGGCUGACGGCAACAAGGACGGCCGCGUGUCUCUGCCGGAGGCUCGCUCGGCAUGGGCUCUCCUCCAGAUGGACGAGGUGCUGCUGGGCCUGCUGCUGCAGGAGCGAGGCCACACCCCGCGGCUGCUGGGCUUCUGCGGGGACCUGUACAUGACCGAGAGGGUCCCCUACGGCCCCCUGUACGGCCUGGCCCUGCCCUGGCCCCUGGAGGCCUGGGUGCCGGCCGGGGCCCGCCGCAGCAUGGACCAGUGGGGCACGCCCUCCUGGCCCCGCAAGGCCAAGAUCUCCAUGGGCCUGCUGGAGCUGGUGGAGGACGUCUUCCACGGGACCUACGGCAGCUUCCUCAUGUGCGACCUCAGCGCCGCCCACUUCGGCUACACCGACCACUACGAACUCCGCCUGACUGACCCGAGGGCCGUCAUGCCCGAGGACGUGUUCAGAAGGUCGAUGCGAGCCCUGCGCUGCGAGGCGGACUCCGACUGCCUGUUGGGGGCGGACUGCCGGUCGUCGUGUGACAUGGCGGAGCGGCGCUGCAGGGAAGAACCCCUGCAGCCCAACCUGGCCAAGGCGUGCAGGGCUCUGACGGACUACCUCCUGCGGGGGGCGCCCUCCGACCUGAGGGAGGAGCUGGAGAGGCAGCUGGACGUCUGCAUGGCGCUCCAAGGCUCGGCCAGCCAGAUGAACAUGGAGCACUCGCUCAUACUGAACAACCUCAAGGCCUUGCUGUGGAAACAGAUCUCCCACACCAAGGACUCAUGAUGGUGAGAGCUGGGACUGACACUGUGGCAUAGGAAAGAGUAGAUACUAACCUCACUUUGACAAAGUGAUUCAUAUAAACUAACCACUAUGGGAUUCUUCAUAGAAACUCAGUGUUAUUUUUUCCUUAGUUUUACAAGAAAAUGUAAUAUAUUGUUAUGCGAUUCAUUUUCAGGAUGCUGGAAGAAAGAUAUAUAUUUCACGCAUUGGAUUGACUCCUCAAUCCUGUGUAGUCGUAUAAACAUCUUAAUUGUACAUUACAUGACUUCACGUAAUCUGAUCUCAGUAUUAAGUUUUUUUUGUUUGUUUUUUACCGCUGGACAUUUUCCUUUUCACUUAGUAACACACUGUGCUGCAUUUAAAAAAGAGUUCAUUUGGUUCCCAUGCACAUUUUCCACAAGGGACAUUUGUAAUUUUCCACUGAUACUUCGUAGCAUUAAACUCAUACUGAAUGGUGCCAUAAGAGAUCAUGCUGAAAUGUAGACCUUAUAGAAACUUUUGUAUUAAUGUUUAUCACUUUUGAAGGUACUGCUUGCCGUUUUUAUUUGACAUCUUUACCGUUACGUCCUUUCGAGCGCUACAUCUGGAGUAUGAAGUGUGAAUUCUGAAGGAACUGAAUGUAAAGGCUGCUGUUGAGGCUUGAAUUGCAAUCUUGAUACAUUGUUUACCUUGAAGUUUGAACCAGCAUGAUUUGCACAAUAAAAACACCUACCACUCACCAGUGAUCACUCAGAGCUUGCCUGUUCUGUGAACCUUUGAUAUUGAGAAACUUUUUUAGUCUUUAUAAUAGUUUUACUAUUGGCAUGCGUUUAUCCUAAUAGUUCAGGUCUUACAUGUUAAUAUAUAUUGUUUACCAUUUUUAGU